Diprion similis is the source of this 2797-nucleotide messenger RNA. RefSeq names its product putative helicase MOV-10. The transcript has 11 exons. The coding region runs from base 151 to 2652 and encodes 833 amino acids. The record is from RefSeq and is a predicted model, not a curated record. Gene Ontology annotation, molecular function: 5'-3' RNA helicase activity; RNA binding. NCBI's taxonomy places the organism in Eukaryota, Metazoa, Arthropoda, Insecta, Hymenoptera, Diprionidae.
AAACUAAGGCCUCAUUAUUUGAAGCUUGAAGGAAUAUUGUUGACUGGCUGUGACAGUUUAAAAUUUGAAUGCGCCAAAGGUUAGGACCGUAGAAGACGGAGGGUAAAUUCUGAUUAAUUUCCCAACAUCAAAAAUUCAUAGGAAAUAAACAUGUCACCACGAGGACCAAAACAAUCCCGUCUGACACUUGUUGGCAUGGCUCCAGAAUUGAAGCUCCGACAGUAUUGGAUACCGAAGGAUUUGCGUAAAGUUUUUGAGAACGGGAUGAAACACUUUCCGGGAAUUGAUAAUAAACAGGAAAUUUAUUUGGAAAAGGUAAAAAAAGUGAUCAGUGAGAGGGAUAUUCAAUCCCCUUCUUACAUCGACAACCUGAAAAUGCUGUUAUACAUGGAAGAGUAUAAUAGAGAACUUGAAAUGAAAAUGUACGAUCUGGAAAAGCAAAAAAUAAAAAAAUGCCCCAACGGAAAAGAGUUUCUAAUUUACGUGCCAGGAUUGAGCGAAGAUCGGCCGUCAUUGCAGUUAUAUGAUGAAGUUCUACUGCGUAAAUCAGGCAACAGUGAUUAUUGCUUUUCAACCAUUACUUUCAUCGGUGAGAAAUAUGUGAAAAUCGAAUCGUCGGCCAAAUUUGCUAAGAAAUUUAAUGAAGAAGAUCUGUAUGAUAUUAAAUUCUUGUUACCAAGGAGAACUUUGCAGUGUUGUCACUAUGCCGUUGAAUUGGUUGAAAUAAAUCAGCUGGUGCCUGCUUUGUUCCCAGAAAUCAGAACCUCCUAUAACAACUUAUCCAAAGAACUUAGUUGGUUUGAUAAAAAUAUUGCUACUAAUACCAAACAGAAGCAAGCGAUUCGUAACAUCGUCGCUAGAACGGCCCAUCCAGCUCCUUACAUUUUAUUUGGUCCUCCUGGAACUGGAAAAACAGCAACCCUAGUUGAAGCUAUUUCUCAAAUAUGGAAACUCAACCCUUCGAAUCGUAUCCUGAUUUGCACACCAUCAAACGCAGCUGCGGAUGAACUUUUGAAAAGAUUAUUGAUAAACGUCCCCGAGCAAGACAUUCAUCGCAUGUAUGGGUCGUCACGAAACUGGGAUGACGUAGACGAAGAAAUUCAACCGUGCUCUAACUUUGUCGAUGGGGAAAAAAUAUUUUUACCAAAGGAACUCUUCAUAUUGAGGCGUAUUGUAGUGGUUACUCUCGUGACAUGUGCUAGAUUACUCGCGUUGAAAUUGUGGGAAAACCAUUUUGCUUACGUGUUCAUAGACGAGGGAGGCCAGGCAACAGAACCUGAAACGUUAAUUCCCUUAGGUCUCAUGAGCAGUGCAGAUUCUUCCCAUAAGGGACGCCUUCAAGGUCAACUAGUUAUAGCUGGUGAUCCAAUGCAGCUGGGGCCAAGCAUUUCUAUGAGAACACCGCAAAAAUUAGCAAAAUCGAUGUUGGAACGACUGAUGGCACAAUGUUCACCAUACAAAAGAGAUCAGUCUGGAAACUAUAACCCAAAAUACAUUACAAAACUUGUACAAAACUUCAGAAGCAAUAAAUUUAUACUGCACGUACCUAACACCCUUUUCUAUGAUGGCGAGCUUCAGCAGUGUGGAAAAAGUGCAGAUAUAAAUAGAGGGCUGGGUUUCAAAAAAUUGAUAAACAAAUCCUUUCCUCUUAUUUUUCAUGCUGUAAAUGGGCAUGAAUGCAGAAAUUCCAACUCACCGAGUAUAUGCAACAUGGCAGAGGUGGACGUAAUAAUGGUAUACCUUGAAAGUUUGAUUGGUACUAAACUCGGAGGUCGCAAAUUAGAACAAAAAGAUAUUGGUAUUGUCACACCAUAUAAACUCCAAAGAAAUAAAAUACAUCAAGAGUUAGAAAACAGAAAUUGGGACGAAGUAUCUGUGGGGACUGUAGAAAUCUUUCAAGGCCAAGAAAGGGACGUCAUUAUUAUGUCUACAGUGAGAUCGCUUAUGGUCAAACACAACGGAAGGGAACAUCUUGGCUUUCUAUCAAAUCCCAAGAGAUUCAACGUAGCUAUUACAAGAGCAAAAUCUCUACUUAUUACAGUGGGAAAUCAACGUAUCCUACAGGUCGACCCCUACUGGGAUAAGCUGAUAACUUAUUGCAAGGAGAAUAAUGCGUACACUGGUGCGCGUUUUUAUCCGAAACAAAAACUUACAAACGGACAGAAAAAGAAACUCAUUGCCAAGAAAUAUGUUCCACAGCCAGUUACUGAUCAAGAUUUCCAAUUCCCAGACAUAGACACUUCAGUCAUUCACAAAUUUAACAACUGCCAAUUCUCAGAGAAUCUUGUCCCAAGAAGGAGAGGACGCAUGCCGAGAGUGAACAUAGACCUCAACUCUUCUCCUCAAUUCACGUCUGAUUCUGGUGUAACCAGCACGUCAAACAGCAGUUCAACACCGGAUUCAGAAUUACAGGAUACAGGUAGCAAUUUUUCAAGUACCGAUGGACAUAUGCCACCCAGUAAAAGUGACAGCUUAUCUUCAAUCUACGAUUCAUCACCAGUGGACGCAGUAUUAAAUAUUAGAUCAAUCAAAGAUAUUCUCGAUAUUAGUUUCGAUCUUGAUGAUUCGAAUGAAUCUACGACUUCUAGCAAUGAAUAUGACCUUGAUGAUGUGUCUCUGGGAUUAGAGAAAAUACGGUUAUCGGACGUUUAAUGUAUAAACAAAAGUGAGUGGAAUUUGAAAUGUGAUGUUGAUACAUUAUUUCACUGAAAUCACGAUGGUUCUCAUGAAGUUACGUUUACUGUUUCACUGAUUGAGUAUUCAUUUAUGAUGAUGUCUCACGAUAAUAUUUUAAAAA